Vollenhovia emeryi is the source of this 852-nucleotide messenger RNA. RefSeq names its product phosphoglycerate mutase 1-like. The transcript has 2 exons. NCBI's taxonomy places the organism in Eukaryota, Metazoa, Arthropoda, Insecta, Hymenoptera, Formicidae. Bases 223 to 837 code for a protein of 204 amino acids. Gene Ontology annotation, molecular function: intramolecular phosphotransferase activity. Gene Ontology annotation, biological process: glycolytic process. The record is from RefSeq and is a predicted model, not a curated record.
CUCUCUCUCUCUCUCUCUGCGUUCGUCUCAUGUUCGUGAAGGUGAAUUCAAGGGUGGUGGAGAUAAAGAAAGGAAAAGAGAGAGAGAGAGAGAGAAAGAGAGAGAGAGAGACGGAACUGAACAGCUGAGCGGGAGUAUCGAGUAUCGAGCUGAAUUGCACCUGAGUGUGUGCAUCGUGCGCUUCACUCGUGAAUCUCCCGGCCUCGCGAUCUCACGGAGAACAUGUCGAAAUACAGGAUCGUGAUGGUUCGCCAUGGCGAGAGCGAAUGGAACAAAUUGAACCUAUUCUGUGGCUGGUACGAUGCCGAUCUGUCGGACAAGGGCAAGAGCGAGGCCCUGUCCGCUGGGAAGGCCCUGAAGGACGCGGGCUAUACAUUCGACGUCGCACACACGUCGGUGCUGACGAGGGCGCAGGAGACGCUCAAGUCGAUCCUGAAGGAGAUCGGCCAGGAGGACCUGCAGGUUCAUAAGACGUGGCGGUUGAACGAGCGACACUACGGCGGCCUCACCGGCAUGAACAAGGCGGAGACCGCCGCGAAAUACGGGGAGGAGCAGGUGCAGGUCUGGCGGAGGUCGUUCGACGUGCCGCCGCCGCCGAUGGAGCCCGAUCACAAGUACUACGACACGAUCGUGAAGGAUCCGCGUUACGCCGACGGGCCGAAGCCCGAGGAGUUCCCCAAGUUCGAGUCUCUCAAGUUGACCAUCGAGAGAACGUUACCUUACUGGAACGAGACGAUUAUCCCGCAGCUGAAGGAGGGCAAGAGGAUCAUCGUAGCCGCCCACGGCAACAGCUUACGCGGCAUAGUGAAGCACUUGGAUCGUAAGGCGCUCUGCUGAAUUGAAUCUAUUCGU